AUGAAGUUGCUGCUGGCACUCUUGGUCUUGGUGCUUCUCGCCGUGCCCACUAGCGGCGCGAGGUGGUUGAGCCGCCUUCUCGUUGUCCGCAGGGCUGCGGCGCUUUGGAACCGCCGUCGCCGCAGCCGUCGCCGAGCCCCGGUGUGCAAGGACGUGCUAAGCGUAGUCCCUAAACAUGAAUGGAAGUGCACACCGGCCAAAAAAAAACAUGUUUGGAAGAAUGUUACCAAGUGGCACAAGACCAAAAAUAAUGUCACCAAAUGGACAAAUGCCACGCGCAACGUGACUCGUAGCGAAAGUGUCGAGUACACGCUGCCGGUCGAAGACUUCAUUGGCCUUGCAAAGGAGCACAUCAGUGAAGACCUGCUGGCAUCUUUUGAGGCCGGUGUUGCUUCCGAUCAGAACAGGAACUUUGGUGCCACUUGUACCGAUACAUCUGAGCCAGUGGCUCACGUUGGUUGGGGCCCCAGCCAAGCAGCAAAGUCAACGCUGAUUUGUCAACUCCGCAAGAGCCCGGAAGAUCUGUGUCCAGAGAUUGGCGAUGGCAGUGGUGAGUCAGUCACUACCACCGUGUCAGUGUGGGAUUCGAUCGUGGGGAUCAUGGUGGACACCAUUGGGCUGGGCGACUCCUUGCUGCGUUACUCCAAAGAAGAAAUCGGAAAGCUGGUUGCAGCUGCCAUGGGCCGUAUCGCUGCAGUUGACGUGAAACGGGUCAAAUUCUUGGUCUUUGAGUCAUUGGCCAAUGAUGCUUUGCAGCUGAGAGACACCCUCCUGAACUUGUUCAAGAUUUUCGGCGAGGAGGUCAGGAGCAGCAUCAUUGUCAUAGCCACAAAGCCGAACAUGAAACCCGGAGAGGCUGGUGUCAAGAGGCUCAGGAAGAUCCAAGAAGUGAUGUCCCAGCAGGGCUUGCGAGAGCUCGUCAUCUGGAAUGGACCGGAGAGAGAUGAGACAAGCGUUGACGACUUGAUGGCUGCCGUCGGCAGGGUCUCCAGCGUGCCGAUUUCCGAGCUGGAUGACUUUUGGGAGCGCGUCAUGCGCAAAGCCCAAGACUUGUGCGAACACCAAAGUCCCAGGACCAAGAAUAUCACCAUUCAUGUUCUCGAAGAGUACUUGGUGCCUGAGACGGUUGAGGAGGAAGUCGAGGUGAACUACACUGAGCCGGAAAAGUUCCUGGAGCAAUACGAAGGGGAAAACUGCAGUUAUCAUGAGAUUACAGAAACCAUCAAGGUGACCGAGUGCACAUGAACAGUGCACCGACGGCCAGCUUUUUGGCUUCGGGGCUUCCCGAAAAAUUUUGACGUCGACGACCCCCAAGGAGUUCCUUAGGAGUUCCUUAGGAGUUCCAAAAGGCAAAGCGCAAGGUUUGGUAGACCGCGCUGUGUCAAGACUUCAAUUUCUCUGAAAAA
This is a messenger RNA of Cladocopium goreaui, 1406 nucleotides long. Lineage: Eukaryota; Dinophyceae; Suessiales; Symbiodiniaceae. The record is from the annotation of a GenBank genome assembly.